AUGGUCACAAACACUGGAGCGACAACCGGCCAAAGUAACGUGAAGGAAAAUGGAGACAGCGGCAAAGAUGGGCAAGCAAAAGAUGAAUAUUCAAAUCUGAAACGAAAUUCAAAUGACGUCACAAAACCUAGUGACAAACCCGAUGAUGAUAAUCAACAACAAAGUGAAACCGAUCGGCCAAAGUUUAGCCAAACACCAGGAACUAACGGAAUGCCAAGCUCAGCAUACCAAGGCAGGCCAUACACAAGCAAUGGAGUACCCCCUACACAUAUGGGUAAUGGUCCCCAAGGCCCCUCUACUGCUGCCCCAGGUUACCCACCAUAUGGAUCAUACAACCACACAGGAUACCCAGGUAAACCAGGCAUGCGACCAAUGCAUAAUACCCCUGGGUACCCCAACCACAUGCAAAGGUACCCCACGCAGAAUACAGGGGGUACGCCAACCCUUAACCAGCUUCUAACCACCCCAUCAAAGUACCCCGCUCAAUACCCAGGUUAUCACCCAUCUACCCAACAGUCAGAUUAUCCGCACCAACCCCAGGCUUGGCAGGGUCGACCAACACAUUACCCUCGCCCCAUGGACCCUUCCACGAAGACCCCUGACAUGGCAGGUUACCCACAACCCCACCAAUAUAUCCAUGACCAACAACCGGGGUAUGGGGGCCAGCCCAGGUACCCUCACAUAGCCCCACCUGGGGCCCAGUCACCCCACCAACAGCAGGACACCCAGCAAGUCCCCGCCCCCACCCGCACCCCUGAUUCAAUAUCCAGCACCCAUUCACGCAUCACCGAACAGCAUAUGAUGUCACCGAAUCGCAACACACCCCAACCCACGCAUCAUCCUCAUGACCCAGCAUCAGGGGGGACAGUCCCUUCACCCCAAGUUCACCCACCCCACCCCUCAGUUGCGCAACUUCGGGGCCCAUCAGCCCCAGGAUCCCCUGCUUCAGUGGGGAACCCCCGUUCUAACCCCAUGUCACCCCCAAUGAAACCUGGCACCCCCCAACAAAACCGUCCAAGUUCCGAACAUCCGGACCAAAAUAUACCGAGCCAUUCACCAAUGCCAGGUUACGGUCACUACCGACCCCAAACAUCCCAGUCAUCAUAUGGACCCCCUAACCCAGUACCCCCAAAUUACCCCCAACAUAUGGUAUCACCCCAACAAUACCCAGGAGGGCAACAAUACCCAACCACACCCCAGCACCCUCAUGCUCCACAAAUGCGCCCGGCAGGUCCCCCAAGUGGUGGGAAACCUGGUCAAAUGAUGUCACCACAUGGUUAUACGCAAGCUCAGCAAUCACCCGUAUACCAAGGUGUACCUUACUAUGAAGGCUCACACCAACAUACAGUACAAGAUAUCAUAUUAGCAGGGUACAACACAAGUUCUCCGGCACCUUCAGAGCGACGACCGUCACGACAAGGUAGUCACCCCUCCGCUCAACAAACUGACCAGGGAGGGCGACAGGGAGCAGCAGCAGCCGCGGCAGCAGCGAUGGUAGCAGCCGCACAUUCAGCGCAACCUAUGAGCCAGCCUGCCCCGCGUAACCCCACCCCUACCUACUACCCCCCUGGUCCCCCUACUUCUCAACCACAACAAGCCCCACGCCCCCAUUACAACUUACAGCAAGGGGGUGAAAUGUACCAACAAAACAUGGGUUUCCCGCGCAUGCCUCACCCAGGGGUGCAAGGAUCAAGUCCCGCCCAAGGUAUGAUGGGACCUCCUGGCCCACCACAAGCUACCCAACGAAUGCCAGCUUCUUCAACCCCCUACGGUUAUCCCCUCCAGCCCUCUCACCCACAAUACCCCGGAUAUUACCCCCCUAAUAGUGGGGAAUCCCACCCCGCACCCCAUGGGUAUAACCCACCACAAAGCAACUACGAAACCCCACCCCCACCACCAGUAGAGGAAACACCAAAACCUAAGUCAUCAGCGCGAUCAGCUUCCCAGAAGCUAGCUGCGUUGUUCGAGCCCUCAGAUGAACCAGGAAGACGGGACUUUAUUGAUAGUGUCCUCCGUUACUGGGAAGACAAAGAUCUUCCACUGAAGAAUGCUCCUCUUAUGGGGAGGAAGACGUUGGAUCUCUUCCAUCUUUAUCAUAAAGUAAAGGAUCGGGGAGGAAUGCAAGAGGUAACGAGUGGUAAGAAGUGGGCUGAGAUAAGCACGGAGAUGGGGUUGGGCACUUCCUCCACAUCAGGGUUCACACUUAAGAAGCAAUAUUGUAAAUACUUAUACGGCUACGAAUGCAGAGUUGAGCGGGGUCAGGAAGAACCUCAUGAAGCUAUGGCAAGCCCCCUAGUAAAAAGUGGUGCAACCAAUUCGAUGAAUACUAGAGGCGAACCGGAAGCGCAAAGUUCAGGUCGACCAACAAUACGCAAAAGAAGAAGCUGCUAA
This is a messenger RNA of Ciona intestinalis (vase tunicate), 2391 nucleotides long. NCBI's taxonomy places the organism in Eukaryota, Metazoa, Chordata, Ascidiacea, Phlebobranchia, Cionidae. The record is from RefSeq and is a predicted model, not a curated record.